AUGUCUGCUAAAGUUUUAAAAGCUAAAAAGGAAAUGCAGAAUGUACAAAAGCAAGUUCGGGAUUCUCCUUUAUGUCCUCAGCUUGCUAGGAAUGAAAGAGUUGUUGUUCAAAAGUAUGUUACUCUAGUUAAAUAUGAAGAAUCCAUGCUUAAACAAAAAUCUAGAGUGCAGUGGUUGGAUCUUGGGGACUCUAAUUCUUCUUUUUUCUUUAAUUCUGUCAAAGAAAGAAGAUCCAGGAAUAAUAUUUUAACUUUAACUUCUUCUUCUGGUGAAGUUCUUGAUGAAGAUGAGCCUAUUGCUAGAGAAUGCAUUAAUUUUUAUUCUGAGUUAUUUGAUGAGCAUGACACUAAGACUAGUAAAAGUGAUAUUAUUGAUAAUUUGAAUUUCAGUUCUCUGGUUAAUCCUUCAGCUGCUGCAGAUCUCAUUAAGGAAGUUACUAGAGAUGAAAUUUUUAUUGCUCUUUCUUCUAUUGGUUCUAACAAAGCUCCAGGGCAUGAUGGAUUUUCAAGUCAUUUUUUCAAGCAUUGCUUGUCUAUUGUUGGAGAUGAUUUUGUUGCUGCUAUUCAAAAUUUCUUUGCCAAGUCUAGAAUGUUAAAGGAGGCUAAUAGCACUUUCCUAACCUUGGUUGUUAAAUGUGAUAAUCCUUCUAGAGUUACUGAUUAUAGACCUAUUUCCUGUUGUAAUGUUAUUUAUAAGUGCAUAGCUAAAAUCAUCUCUAUUAGGAUGAAGAGAAUCUUGCAAGACUUAAUUAGUGCAAAUCAAUCUGCAUUUGUCUCUGGUAGAGCAAUUCAAGAUAAUAUUUUGGUGGAUCAUGAAAUAGUGAGAAAUUAUCAUAGGAUUUCUGGUACUCCUAGAUGUUCUCUGAAGAUUGAUCUUAAGAAGGCUUAUGAUACUGUGAGCUGGAAAACAGUUAUUGACACUAUGAAGAAGAUGGGGUUUUAUGAUCAGUUUUUACAGUGGAUCUUUCUUUGUAUGUCUACUGCUAAAUAUUAUAUUCUAAUGAAUGGCUCUCCUCAUGGAUUCUUUGAUGCUUCUAGAGGCUUAAGACAAGGAAAUCUUGAAGCUGCUACAGUUCUUAAAACUUGUUUAGAUGACUUCAGUAGCUGUUCUGUCCUUCAAGUGAAUAAUCAGAAGACUGAUUUACAUGCUUAUGCUACAGAUUCUUCUUUGCUUUCUGAUAUCACUGCUUGUCUCAAUUGUACUUCUAGUGAGCUUCCUGUCAGGUACCUUGGUUUGCCUUUACUAUCUACAAGACUCUCUUAUGAUGAUUGUUUACCUCUUAUAUCUAAAGUGAGAGCUAGAAUUAAGUCUUGGAAAGCAAAGCACUUAGCUUUUCCUGGUAGAGUUAGACUUAUUAAAGCUGUGCUUACUGAUAUGUCUGGAUCUGACUUAGGCAAGAAGCACAAUCCUAUAGGCUGGAGUACUAUUUGCUUACCUCUUGAAGAAGGAGGUCUUGGUAUUAAGGAUCUUGCUGCUUCAAACAUUGCUUGUAAUUUGAGACAUAUUUGGGAUCUAGUUACUAACAAGAGUUCUAUUUGGACAAAAUGGGUCAAGGAUAAUUUGAUUAAACACAAGAAUUUUUGGGAGAUGAAGACACCUCAAGAUUCUUCAUGGUGCUGGAGAAGAGUUAUUGAACAUAGGCCUAUUGUCAGGAAGCUUCUUGGUUCUGUGAUUGGUGAUGGAACUAAUACUUUAUUUCUUCAAGAUAAUUGGCAUCCCAAAGAUCUUGUUAUUUGGAAACCUAGUACUUCGGGGCAGUUUACUACGAAAGAUACUUAUAAGGCUAUUUCUCCUCAUGGUGAUCCUAUCUUUUGGCACUCGAUUGUUUGGUUCAAGUUGCAUAUACCUAGACAUUCCUUCAUUGCUCGGGUGGCUCUCCAUGGAAGACUGAAGACUAGAGAUAAGCUUGUUAGAUGGGGAAUCAGUGAAAAUUAUAAUUGUGUUCUGUGUGAUAAUGGUAGAGAAUCUGAAGCUCAUCUAUUCCAUGAAUGCCCUUUUUCUGCUCUUAUUUGGUCUGGUUUGCUUCUUAAAAUGGGGUAUAACAGAGGUCCUUCUACUUCUUGGGAGGUCAGUCUUCUCAUUGUAAAUGAUAUCCAUCUGAAAUUGAGUGCUCACCCUAGAAGUAUCAGUGAUACUCCUGAUAACAGAAGAUUUCUUCAGAACUGGAAUGUUGAGUGCACAUUUACUGUCAAAAUUUGGAAGCAAUGUAGUUGGAUGGGUCCUGAGGAGGAUGAAGUUAUGAUUAACACGGAUGGUUCUCUCAAGGAGACUACUGCUGGUUUUGGUUUUGUACUGAGAGAUCAUAAAGGUGAUGUUAUUGAUUGUGCCGUUGGUGGGUGUGAGCCUAUGUUUGUUGUUGUUCAUGAGUUGCAGGGUGUUGAGCUGGGUCUUAACUUGGUUGUUCUAAACCAGCUGCCUAAAGUGCAUGUCUGUGUUGAUUCUAUGACCAUUUUUCUUCUUCUAAACAAGUCUGAGCCAAAGCCACCUCGGAAUUUAAUUCAUAUGUGGAGAAGGUUUUGUGCUCUACUGGGUAAUUUCAAAGAGUCAGAGUUAGUCACUGCUUUAGAGAAACUAAUCGUGUUGCUGAUUGGUUAUCUAUCCUACGUCUCAGAUGCAAUUUGGUUCGACUGUCGCCUGGACAGUAUAGCUCUGAGUUCAGUCUCAUUUUGUUUGAGGGGAGUAGUGGCAAAAUUUACUGGAGGUAGUUAG
This is a messenger RNA of Papaver somniferum (opium poppy), 2709 nucleotides long. RefSeq lists its product as uncharacterized. The record is from RefSeq and is a predicted model, not a curated record. The transcript is spliced from 5 exons. NCBI's taxonomy places the organism in Eukaryota, Viridiplantae, Streptophyta, Magnoliopsida, Ranunculales, Papaveraceae. The coding region runs from base 1 to 2709 and encodes 902 amino acids. Gene Ontology annotation, molecular function: RNA-DNA hybrid ribonuclease activity; nucleic acid binding.